Molecule: messenger RNA, 1613 nt
Organism: Nematolebias whitei (Rio pearlfish)
Lineage: Eukaryota; Metazoa; Chordata; Actinopteri; Cyprinodontiformes; Rivulidae
Gene: irx1a
Product: iroquois homeobox 1a
Exons: 4
Coding region: 86-1549 (487 amino acids)
Biological process (GO): regulation of transcription by RNA polymerase II; cell development; neuron differentiation
Cellular component (GO): nucleus
Molecular function (GO): RNA polymerase II cis-regulatory region sequence-specific DNA binding; DNA-binding transcription factor activity, RNA polymerase II-specific
Source: RefSeq, a predicted model, not a curated record
UUUUUUACGCACAGAUUUUUUUUUUGUGGUUGUUGUUUGUUUUUGGUGCGUCUUGUCGGAGCUGUGCGACAAUCCAGCGGCGGAGAUGUCCUUCCCGCAGUUAGGCUACCCGCAGUACCUCAGCGCUUCCCAGGCGGUGUACGGGAGCGAGCGGCCGGGCGUGCUCGCGCCUUCGUCCCGGGGAGGGAGCACGGAGCUCGGAGGGAGUCCAUCCGCCACCGCGGCGGCCGUCACCUCCGUGCUGGGCAUGUACGCCAACCCGUACGCGCACAACUACAGCGCGUUCUUACCCUACACCAGCGCGGACCUGGCUCUCUUCUCACAAAUGGGGUCCCAGUAUGAGCUGAAGGACAGUCCAGGAGUCCAUCCUGCCACCUUUGCGGCCCACACGUCACCCGCCUUCUACCCGUAUGGCCAGUUCCAGUACGGAGACCCCGCCAGGCCCAAGAACGCCACCCGGGAGAGCACCAGCACCCUGAAGGCCUGGCUCAACGAGCACCGCAAGAACCCGUACCCCACCAAGGGGGAGAAGAUCAUGCUGGCCAUCAUCACCAAGAUGACCCUGACGCAGGUCUCCACCUGGUUCGCCAACGCCAGGAGGAGGCUCAAGAAGGAGAACAAGGUGACGUGGGGGAGCAGGAGCAAGGAGGACGGGGAGGACGGCCCCCUGUUCGGCAGCGGGGACGAGGCGGAGAAGAACGAAGACGAGGAGGAGAUCGACUUGGAGAGCAUCGACAUCGACAAGAUAGACGACAACGACGGGGAUCAGAGCAACGAGGACGACGACGACAAGUCCACGGAGGGGAGCAGGGACCUCAGGGGGGGCGUGGGGGUGCCCGGGGAGUUGGACAGCUUGGAGAAACGACGGGCCUUUGCUUUGCAGGCCCACGAGGCCUUUGAGAAAUCUAAGAGCGCAAUUUCAGCUCACGCGGGCGGGAAGGAGAACUCGGACGGGAACAGCAACACGCGGGUUUUAUCCCCGGACAGGCCGGGGGGCUUCCCCCUCCCCUCCAGCAAUAAACCCAAAAUAUGGUCUUUAGCAGAGACUGCCACGAGUCCAGACAGCUCAGCCCAGAAACCCACGUCCCCGUGCGGCCCGGGGGCCACCACUCACCCGUCAGCACCCCACCACCAGAUCCAGACCCACCCGGCCUUCCUCUCCAGUCACGGACUGUACACGUGCCAGAUUGGAAAGUUCCCCAACUGGACUAAUGGGGCUUUCCUGGGCCAGAACUCCCUGCUGAACGUCAGGUCCUUUCUGGGAGUAAAUCACCACCACCAUCAUCAUCAUCACUUGUCCUCCCAGCAGCAGCCGGCAGCCGUGGUCGUGUCUCCGGGAGCAGCGAGCAGCAGCGACAGCAAGACCCCAGCAGAGACCCCCAGUCCCAAACACAUAGAGCACGAGGACGGAGUGAGAGCUGACUCCCCUCCGACACACACCCUCAAGUCUUCUUUUCGUCCCAUUCAUGACAGGUCCGCUCUGCCUUCCAGCGCCAGGAGUCCCCAAGACGGCACGCAGAGGGUCCUCACGGCUCUGUCCUCGGCUUGAACAAGAUCUGCCCUCCUCCUUUUCCUUCUCAAAUCCAUCGAAAAGGAAAAAAAAAAAAAAAAAA